GGUAGAUGGGAAUCGAUUAUGUAAUGGUGGGGACGUGUCUGUGACGUCACGCUACACGCGCAGUGCAUUCCGACCCACUUUUAAAGGCUUCAACGUAGACUUUAGCCUUUAACUUCAAAGCUUCCACGACGACAUCGACAUCGACAGCAACAACGACGCUAAGCACGAUGACAAUUUAAUGAUAACGUUCUGCCUGCUCGUAUCCCCACUCCCUUUCACAAUUCGCAAAAAAAUCUUUCGGUUUCUCUCCGAAAGCCCCAUCGUCGCUAAAGUCGCGUAUGGACUCAAGAUUUCCUUCAUCUUCGUAGGCAUCCUCUUCCUAGAUGCUCUCCAACGUAUGUUCCGCGUAACAGCCGAAACCGAAAUGGCAAAAACAGGCGGUCAGAGUAUGCACGACGUACGAACUGAGACCAAUUUCGCCGCUCGCAAGUUCUACGCUCAACGAAACACUUAUCUAACUGUCAUCUUGGACCUCAUUCACACGCAGGAGGAAUAUGCAAAAUUGAAGAAAGUCGUUGGUGCUGGCGCCAAGGGUGACCAGUCUAAACAAAUUGAAGAACUCAAGAAGAAGUUAGCUGCGAGUGAAGCAAAAGACCGUGACUUUGAAACCCUCAAAAAGCAGGCCGCACAACAGGCUGCUGAAAUUGAUCGCCUUGUGAGUAGGCACAAUGAGGCGACUGGGGCUGUUUCGGACAAGAAAUUUGACUAGAGGUUCUUUGUGUAAUUGUCAUGUGCAACGUUUUCAUGUUCUUGUUGAUGAUUAUCAGUCCCCCAUCUUUGCUGUAGCCUUACCAUUGAAUGUACGGUAAGUAGCAAAUUCAGUGACAUGUAUAUAAUGGGUACAGUACUAUGCCUCCUACCGACCACAAUUUUAUUGGACGGACCCUGGUCCAUGUUUAGCCUC
Molecule: messenger RNA, 904 nt
Organism: Suillus bovinus
Lineage: Eukaryota; Fungi; Basidiomycota; Agaricomycetes; Boletales; Suillaceae
Product: endoplasmic reticulum protein
Exons: 7
Coding region: 179-709 (176 amino acids)
Biological process (GO): intracellular protein transport; endoplasmic reticulum to Golgi vesicle-mediated transport
Cellular component (GO): endoplasmic reticulum membrane; endoplasmic reticulum
Source: RefSeq, a predicted model, not a curated record